Erpetoichthys calabaricus (reedfish) is the source of this 1072-nucleotide messenger RNA. RefSeq names its product intraflagellar transport 27 homolog (Chlamydomonas) (gene ift27). Lineage: Eukaryota; Metazoa; Chordata; Cladistia; Polypteriformes; Polypteridae. The record is from RefSeq and is a predicted model, not a curated record. Gene Ontology annotation, molecular function: GTPase activity; GTP binding. Gene Ontology annotation, cellular component: Golgi apparatus. Bases 249 to 809 code for a protein of 186 amino acids. The transcript is spliced from 7 exons.
UAAGGAACUAAGCGGCAACUCGUUGGCAAGCGGAAGUUGUUUGAGCGACAAAUACGGUGGUGCAAAACUGUGCUUAGAGAAGCCCGCAUAAUUUAUCCUUAUGGUUGUAUUAGUUUACUGUUAGCACACUAAGUCUAUAGUACCGAGUAGUGUAGUUUAGAUUGCACCGGCGUCCUUUACUAGACUGUUAACUGAAAAGUUGGAAGAACGUGCCACGACUGUUCUGUGGAGACGUUUGCAUUGCUCAAAUGGUGAAACUAAGAGCGAAGUGCAUUUUGGCAGGUGAUGCCACAGUAGGAAAGAGUGCCUUAUGCCAGCUCUUUCGCAGUGAUGGGACACACUUUCAGAAGAAUUACACAAUGACAACAGGAGUAGAAGUUGUGGUCAAAUCUGUGAACCUUCCGGAGAGCAAUGAUAGCGUGGAGUUCUUCAUCUUUGACUCUGCAGGCAAAGACAUCUUUCUGGACUCGGUUGAAAAGCUGUGGGGUCAGCCAUCAGUCCUGUGCCUCGUGUUUGAUGUCACCAGCGAGCAGUCCUUUAAGAGCUGUGCUAAGUGGCUGGAGAGAGCCAGGGCGCACACCCAGGGCCUUCAAAUGCCAGGGGUUUUAGUGGGCAACAAGACAGAUCUGUCGGUGAGACGCACUGUGGACACUGAAAGCGCUCGAGAGUGGGCACUGAGUCAGGGGCUGGAAUACUUUGAAACAUCAGUUAAAGAAACGGAGAACCAUGAGGUACCUUUUCGAACCCUGGCUCUGGCCUUCCAUAAUAUUUAUCGGGAAAAACUGGAAGUGAUCCAAGCCCUUGCCUAGCCAAGCACACCAUUGGGCCCAAACAUUAGAACUGCACUCCCAAGGAGCCCACCGAGGGUAAGAUGGAUUGUGAUCUGGUCUUCAUGCAAAAACUGUGGGGGGUUGUUGGAACACGUUGGUGUUCUUAUUACCACUGUUAUACUUGAAGAUGCUUUUAUCUUCUUUAGUGGUCCCAAUCUUCACUGGAUGCUUAGUAGCCCGUUGAGAGCUCCUCUUUCAGAAGAUGUACCAGUUUAGGGUCAACAAAUAAAAAAAAACUUUUU